This is a messenger RNA of Puntigrus tetrazona (Sumatra barb), 2639 nucleotides long. RefSeq names its product solute carrier family 35 member G2a (gene slc35g2a). NCBI's taxonomy places the organism in Eukaryota, Metazoa, Chordata, Actinopteri, Cypriniformes, Cyprinidae. The record is from RefSeq and is a predicted model, not a curated record. The coding region runs from base 313 to 1560 and encodes 415 amino acids. Gene Ontology annotation, cellular component: membrane. The transcript has 2 exons.
AUGACACGCUCCUCCUGAACGAUGACGCACGCUUAGAGCAAAUGCUCCUCAUCUUAGUCCAUGCAUGCAGCUCGACUGAGAUUCACAACCCAGAAACAACGUCCCUUCAGCAUCCUGCGAGCCGACCGGAGGCGGAGGCGCACUGCUAUUAUUUAUUUAGACAAAUCUAUAAGCGUUCCCGCGAAGAAACCAGUAAGGCAUGGGAAGAAUAAACGCAUUGCCUCACAAUGAUCGCUGAUUGAUUCGCGGAUCUUCAGUGGAAAGGAGCGUCUGAGAGGACAGAAGCUACUCAACAGCUGGUAUUGUAAGAAAAUGGAGGAUUCACCAUCAAAGCAUCUUCUUGGCUCCAAGAAGAGAGUCAAAAUCCACCCGAAUACAGUGACAGUCAAAUACGCCACUCACUUUCCCCAGCCUGGAGAUGAGGGCUACGAUGACGCCCCAUCUUUCGAAGACUUUGGCUCAUUUGUCGAAGAGACCUCAGACAGGAAGCACCUCACUGACAGCAAGUCAGGCAGGACUUUUUUCGGCGCGCUUGACAGUCGAUCCAAAUCGCCUGGCGACCAAAAGGAAAAAGGGGUCGGAGGUCAGCUGCAGAGCUUCGGGGAGGCCUCGGUGUUCGCCUCACGCAUGACCUGGGCUGCUCUGUUUGGGGCGGCUCUGGCCCACGGCUGCGUGGCUCUCAUCACACGCCUGGCUGCCGACCGCUCGAGGGUGCCGUCGCUGGAGUUGCUCUUCAUCCGCUCCGUCAUCCAGGUGUUGUCCAUUGGGGUUGUGUUAUAUUACCAGGAGCCUCCUUUCGGGCCACAAGGCUACAGAUUGCGUCUUUUCUUUUAUGGUGUGUGCAAUGUCAUCUCAAUCACGUGUGCGUACACCUCCUUUGCCAUCGUCCCGCCCAGCAAUGGAACCAUCAUGUGGAGAGCCACCACGACGGUCUUCAGCGCCGUACUUGCGUUUUUACUCAUCGAUGAGCGACUGGGCAUGACAGACGUGGUGACGGUUGUCAGUAGCGUCUUUGGUCUCUGCUUGGUCAUGAUUCCCAACAUCGUAGGCGAGCACCGAUCACUUGGCUUCUGGAAGGAGGCCUUUGGCUACACCAUGACGGUGAUGGCAGGUUUAAUGGCGGCCCUGUCCAUGAUCAUAUACCGUGCCAUCAAAGAGAGGGUGAGCAUGUGGACUGCGCUCUUCACCUUUGGCUGGACCGGAACGGUGUGGGGAGUGUCCACUAUGUUCAUCCUGCAGGAGCCCAUCAUUCCUCUGGAUGGAGAGACGUGGGGGUAUCUAAUCGGCAUCUGCGUCUGCUCCACCGUGGCGUUCCUGGGGGUCUAUUACGCCCUCAACAAGUUCCAUCCCGCACUGGUCAGCACCGUUCAGCAUAUGGAGAUUGUUGUGGCUAUGCUUCUGCAGUUGAUUGUGCUCCACAUGGUGCCCUCGGUGUAUGACAUCAUCGGGAGUCUCAUCAUCAUCAUCAGCGUUGUCGUGCUGACGGCUGUAAAGCUUUAUUGGGUGGGCAAGAGCAAAAGACAGGAAUAUGAAGAGAUCCUCGACUCGCCGAUAAAGUGAUCAAACUUAUCGUUUUAGAAUUUCCUUUGUCAAAUUAGAUUUUUCAAACCUUGAAAUAUGGAUACCCACACUCUUAAAAACAAAGUGUCAUUGGCAUCUGUGAUUCCAUGAAGAACCUUUAUCAUCCAUGGAACCUUUUAAUCGCACAAAAGGUUCUUUAGAUAUUGAAAAUGUUCUUCAAAUCGAGAAAAAGAGGUUCUUUGGGAAACCAAAAAAUAUUCUUCUAUGGCAAAAAAAUCAAUUUAGAACCUUUAUUUUUAAGAGUGCACCGAGGAUUUUGUGAAUGUUUGAGGAAAAGAUCUAUGUAAAGUUUAUUCAUUAAUGAAGUGCCAUUGUGAAGUUGUCUUUGACUGUUGUAUUAUGUGAAGCUCAAAGAGGUUACUGAUUCUUAUCGCACAUUAUGAAAUAAUUAUCCAUGUUUAUCCGUGUCAUAUCUAGUUUUAUUAUGUAGUACAUCCAAAUAAAUGUCCUUGUAUAGGAGCUGCAACGACAACAUCGGAUAUUUCCAUAAAUUUGCACAAAUUGACAUUGUUUAGAGUGCCCUCUGUUGGUAUUUAGUGACUGCAUGACCCCGAAAAGUGAAGCAAAAAUUUUAGGCACAGCUUGAUUAGACUGAGUGAAUCAAGUGAUUCAGGGUGAUUCAGUCUAGUGUCUGACAGAGCUUUUCUGUUGGCAUGCGAUUUCACAAUUUUCAGUUUAUUGAGAAAUACUGAGGGCUGUUGGUGUCAUGUACUCACUCCAGAGAUUCACAUGGAAAUGAAAAACGUUAACCAUUGUACUGAAAUAAUUUAUUUUGGCAAGGUUUUCUCAUAUUAAGGUUGCAUAGUCUGUGCAGAAGAUUCAGAUUAUUUGACAAAGAAUGUAACAUUGCAAAGGCAUCGUUUCUGGGUAAAGACAGGGUUGUUCAUAUAAUAUUAGUCACAAUUUUUUUUUUUUUUUCAGAAACAGGAAUGAAGUAACUUCACUUAACAUGUUAGAAUGUCUCUGUGGUGUCUUUAAAAAACAACAAAUGUACUGUUUCAAACUGAAAUAUUUUCAAAGAUUUGAUUUCUCUUUAAUAAAAGCAUGUAUUAAUUUCA